GGGGGAGGCACCAGGGCGGCGGAGAGGUGGGGCGCACGCUGGAUCCUAAGCGGGGUGGGAGCGCGAAGAUGGCCGCGGCAGAAGGGGAGCCGAAGCCCAAGAAGCUGAAGGUGGAGGCGCCGCCAGCACUGAGUGAAAAUGUUCUCUUUGGAAUGGGAAAUCCUCUUCUCGACAUCAGUGCUGUAGUGGAUAAGGAUUUCCUUGAUAAGUAUUCUCUUAAAGCAAAUGACCAAAUCUUGGCUGAAGACAAGCAUAAGGAACUGUUUAAUGAACUUGUAAAAAAAUUCAAAGUCGAAUAUCAUGCCGGUGGUUCUACCCAGAAUUCAAUGAAAGUGGCCCAGUGGAUGAUUCAGAAGCCACACAAAGCAGCAACAUUUUUUGGAUGCAUUGGGAUUGAUAAAUUUGGAGAGAUCCUGAAGAGAAAAGCUGCCGAAGCGCAUGUGGAUGCUCAUUACUAUGAGCAGAAUGAGCAGCCGACGGGAACUUGUGCUGCGUGCAUCACUGGUGGCAACAGGUCCCUUGUAGCUAAUCUUGCUGCUGCCAAUUGUUAUAAAAAAGAAAAACAUCUUGAUAUGGAGAAAAAUUGGAUGUUAGUAGAAAAGGCAAAAGUUUAUUACAUAGCAGGCUUUUUUCUUACCGUUUCACCAGAGUCGGUGAUAAAAGUGGCUCAGCAUGCUUCUGCCAACAACAGAAUUUUCACUUUGAACCUGUCUGCACCAUUUAUUAGUCAGUUCUACAAGGAAGCAUUGAUGAAAGUUAUGCCUUACGUUGACAUACUUUUUGGAAAUGAGACAGAAGCUGCCACUUUUGCUAGAGAGCAAGGCUUUGAGACUGAAGAUAUUAAAGCGAUAGCCAGAAAGACCCAAGCUCUGCCAAAGGUGAACUCGAAGAGGCAGCGAGUUGUGAUUUUCACCCAAGGGAGUGAUGACACUAUAAUGGCUACAGAGAAUGAAGUCACUGCUUUUGCUGUCUUGGAUCAGGACCAGGAAGAAAUCGUUGAUACCAAUGGAGCCGGAGAUGCAUUUGUUGGAGGUUUCCUGUCUCAGCUGGUCAGUGACAAGCCGCUGACUGAGUGCAUCCGCGCCGGCCACUAUGCGGCCAGCGUCAUCAUCAGGCGGACGGGCUGCACCUUCCCCGAGAAGCCAGACUUCCACUGAGGAAGCGCGGGCCCCGGGUGCAGACGCCGCCAACUGCUCCCUGCGAACCCCCCGCGCAACACAGAGAAAGUGAUCUGCCGUCUUCCCCAUGUAAUAAUGGCCAAUCUUAAUUCAGAAUGUGUAGGAAUGCUCAGUAGAAUCUUUAUUCUCUCUCAACAAACUCAAAAAUGAUGCUCAUUUCCAUAGUGUGAUAGUGCCACUUAAAUGUCAAUUAAACAGGAAUAUAACAUUUCAAUAGAAACUUUUUUUUCAAUUACUUUGUAAAUUCAUGUGUAUUUAGCAAAUUGAUCAGGUUUUUUUUUUUUACAUUUCUGCUUUGAAUGCAGAUGCAAUUUAAUAUAAUAGAUAUUUUUAAAGGAAUUAACCCUAACACAUUAAUCUUUAGCUUUUUAUACAAGUAUAUUUAAUUUAGGGAUAUGUGUGUGUAUGUGUGUGUGCGUGUGUGUGUACACACACUCAUACAUAUAUGUACCACAUAGACACACAAUAAACAGCCAAAUAAGGUACAGAAAUACUUACCUUGCCAAGUUAUGCCAAAUCAUCUCUUCAGUGUAUAAUCAAAUAUAUCAUAAACUUUGGAUAAUUAAAUAACUUGCCAAAUUAUAUUAUAAUAUUCAAAUCAUAAUCUUAUAUUUACUUAUGGAACUCUGUAAUUUGAUACAAAUAAAAGCUUGUGAUACGGGAA
Messenger RNA from Pipistrellus kuhlii (Kuhl's pipistrelle), 1842 nucleotides. It is a transcript of the gene ADK, whose product is annotated as adenosine kinase. The transcript is spliced from 11 exons. The record is from RefSeq and is a predicted model, not a curated record. Bases 69 to 1157 code for a protein of 362 amino acids. Gene Ontology annotation, cellular component: nucleus; cytosol. NCBI's taxonomy places the organism in Eukaryota, Metazoa, Chordata, Mammalia, Chiroptera, Vespertilionidae. Gene Ontology annotation, biological process: purine ribonucleoside salvage. Gene Ontology annotation, molecular function: adenosine kinase activity.